Gossypium raimondii (Peruvian cotton) is the source of this 1817-nucleotide messenger RNA. RefSeq lists its product as uncharacterized. The record is from RefSeq and is a predicted model, not a curated record. Bases 257 to 1597 code for a protein of 446 amino acids. The transcript has 11 exons. NCBI's taxonomy places the organism in Eukaryota, Viridiplantae, Streptophyta, Magnoliopsida, Malvales, Malvaceae.
CCGGGAGCCUUAAAAAUAAAAAGAGAAGAAAAGAAAAGAAUGAGGUUUUGAGAAUGGGGAAGUGUAUGGUUUGACUUAUAGCAGUCGCGCGAAGCUACAGUAUUCAUGGCGAGAAAGGGAAAAAAAAAGAAAAGGAAAACGAAGGAUAUAUUAAUUUCUUCUAUAAAAUGGCUUAAAAUGUUAAAGGGUAAGGCUAAACAAGGAAAAGUUUUUUCUCUGAAAAGUGCACUUCCCAUAUUUUAGCUUGAAGGAAUACAUGGAGGGUAAUGGCAAUGAACAACCAAAAUGUCAAAGAAGUUUUAAUCAUCGAGGAAGGAAGAAUGAUUGCUGGGAUGAAGUGGUCAAGAUGUUAUGUAUGAUACUGGGUGAUGACAGUAUUUCAAAUAUACGGUGGUGGGACGAUAAAAAAGUGAAAAUACAAGAGGCCUUUAUGCAGCUGGAAGAUAUGAAGAGCAAAAAUGAAUUGCAAGAGAGUUGCUGGACUGAAGUGGUAAAGCUGUUACGUAUUAUAUUGGGUGAUGAGAGUAUUUCAACUGCGACCUCAUGGGAGUUAAAAGUAAUGAAAGUAGUAGAGGCGAUUGCUCAACUCGAAGACCCGCAAUUUGGAUUGAAAAUGCUGAAAAAGAUGAUGAAGGAGAGUAUCAACCAAAAUACGAAAGUAAAAGAGGCAUUCCGAUUGAUCGAAUCGGUAUUGAACCAGUCAGAAAUUUUAGUUCCAAACCAAGACUAUACAGAUGAGAUUAAUGGCUUAGAUCAAACAGCAUACAUGUCAAAGGAGGAGAUACAAUCCCUUCAAGAGGAUCUUGCGCAGGCAAAUGCCAUUUCUGACCAAAAGGCGCAAUCAAUGACGGAGGCAAAGGCUUUUGGCAAGGUCUCGGGUCUGCUAAGUAAAGUGUCCGAGUCUUGUUGUGCAAAGAUGCAUGACAUUCUGGACCCUAUAAAUUCUAUUCAAGGACAUUUCGUGCAAGUAGAAGAUGAACAAUGUACACUCCACUUUCAUGGCUCAAAGAUGAUUGAUGAAGAGACACUAGCUGAGGAAGUGAAUUUUACCCUAACAUAUGUGGGAGGAAGACUAGAGACAUUAACAUUGAAAAUGCAAAGCGACCAAAAGAUGAUUCCUCCAGCUCAUUUGAAUCCUGAAUCUUCUAACCCUAUGGGUGCUUUGGGAGACUCAUUAGACAUUGAAGAGUUUCUGACUGAUUCGCCCUUGGAAAGUUGGCUCGAUAAUUUGAUUUCAACUGCCGUCAUCAAAGGAUACGAGGUUUAUCAACGCAAUGCUGAUGCGCUCAAUAAAAUAUUUCAAAACCAUGCUCACUUUGCUGACCAGUUUCAAUUGAAAGAUCGAGUGUUUCAAAGCAACAUUAUGAAUGCUCUCGCUGAAAUUUACUUGAAAUUAGAAAGCAAUCUUGGUAAGCUUGAGCUAACUGAGAUUGAUGAUAUUUUGGUAAAGGUGAAAGACAUGGAGGUCACUGGUUUGGAACUUUCAUGGCUACUUGAAACAUUGGAGAAUCAAGCAAAGAUAAAGAGAUUGGAAGAAGCUAUCCAAGAAUCCAUUCUAGAGUUGGCCAAAUUAAAGAAGAAACAACGGCUAGAGUAAUUGCUGCUUCAAGUAAUAGCGGUCAAUAAAUUUUUAUUGGUUAAUUAGGAUGUUGAUGAACUGCUAGUAGUGUAUGCUUUUGUGUGAGCGCUUGUGUUAGAAUCAGGAGAGUAAUAAGAGCUCAUGUGGUUUUGAUACUUUGGGUAUAUUUUACAGUUGAUAUUUGUGGUUAAAAUUUCAGUACUUUAUUGAUAGGUAAUAUGGUUCAAAUUUUUGAUAA